CUUUGUCAAAAGCUACACGAAACAUACUCCGCGUGCGUAAAAUUUCCACGGCUCUAGCUAGCUAGCAGUAGCAGCUGCUAUGCUGCUAUUAGUAGCUAGCUUGCUAUUAAUAGUAGGAGAUGUUUGCUUCUUCAGUGGUUAGAGUACCACCGGUACCGGUAUGGGCUAUCGGUAAUCGGAAGUCAAGAUCUUGGGCCAUCCUUCCUUGGCUCUCUAUACUGAAGACGUCCACUUCCACAGUAACUGUUUGACUACAUGUACAUGUAUCUCGACUGAGCUGUCGCCCGAAGUGAACCGGUUGCUUCUUGCUCGAGCAGCCAACUUUUGAACCUUUGCAGUUCUUCUCACUUUUUUCCUUGAAGACUUUUGCAAAGCCUGAAUUUCUCAUUUGCUAACUAAUACUACUAAUACUAAUACUACUAGUAGUACUACUAUCCCUCCAACCAACAAGCUAGCUACCAGCUACCUACAAGCCACUAAUACUACUAUUACUAAGUAACUAAGUAAGUAACUAAGUAAGUAAGUACAAAACACAACUCCGCAAUGACCAUGAGCCAUGGCAGUUUUCCUGGGGGCACCUCGGGUUUGUCGGAUGCUAGCAGCCUGGUAGGUUCAGGCGUGUUGGCGCUAGACGAGCUUUCCCAGGUGUACGAAAACGACGACGAUUCGAACUUGUUGGACUUUCUCGAUGAGACCAACGGGUCCAGUGUGCGUUCCAACAGUGCCAGUGGCGGUGGCAGUGUCCUCGAGAAGCAAUCCUUGGACAUGGACCGCAUUGCCAAAAAGACCUACUUGGUGGCUUUUCUCGUGGUUCUUGUAGGCGCUCUGGCAAGUGCCAGUUUUCUCUAUUUGGGCAUAUCCAACGCGAAUGGCGACCAGAAAGCUCUCUUUGAACGACGAGCUGCAGAGAUGAAAAAGGAGAUUGUCAACUCGUGGCACGACUACGAGCUUGCGACCCUUUGGAUUCACGAAAGUUGCAGAAACUGGAGGACGGACAACAUGACCCGCAUGGACUUUAGGGUUUUAUAUCAGUACCUCAUUUACGAUCAAGAGCUAGAGUUCUUCGCAGCAGAGUGGAUCCCCAAUGCCACUCAUGCCGAACGAGCUGCUAUGGAACAAAGGGCGUCUCAAGAAUGGCCUGCCUAUCAGCCUGGAUUCAACUAUACUGGAUUCAAGGGACUCCAGCCCAAUCCAGACAAGCAAGAAGGAGCACCUCCGCUCACCGUGCAGCACCGAUCAGAACAGCCAUGGUACUUCCCCAUGCACUUUAUGGAACCUGUCAAGAACUUGGGAGGAAAGGGGCAUUUGGAUCUCUUCACUGUGCCCAAUCUCAAGCCAGCCAUCCUUCAAGCUCUCAGCACCAUGAAGCCUGCUCUUACUGCGCCCUUCAUCUUGGUUCACGAAACAGAGGCAUAUGGAAACAGUGUCGUGCUCUUUCAUCCAGGUCCCUUCAUCCCACAGGAUCUUACCCCCAAUGUCCAGCAUAGAGACCUCUCCAAUAUGGUUGUCAAGGUUAGGGAUCUAUUGACAAGAGCAUCACGCAACCAGGGAGAGAGUCUCGCCGCUCACCUUUACGAUAUCACGUCGGAGGAUAAGCCCCCCAUGGUCAUGGGUGGAAUUGAGAUUCGAAUUGGGCAGAAUGCAUCCUCCUCCGCUCAAGACAAAACGGACGUCAAAGACUUGUCGUUCCCGCAAGUCCCUCUGGAUCAACUCGAUCGAUCUUCCAAGCUAUUCUUCGAAGCUGACAUUGCUGUGGCCUCUCGCACUUGGAAGAUUGCCAUACUUCCUGUCGAUGAUUCAUACCAGCCAGACUUGACCUUUAUCGUCAUUAGCGGUUCCAUGAUCUUCCUUGCAUCACUCCUCCUCGCCAUCUGGAUGCUACACAACUUGAGAAAGUCCAUCAAAAUGCAACGAAUCAUCACCACAGCUGCUGCUGAAGCUUCCAUUGUCAGCAGUCUCUUCCCAGAAAAAGUACGGGAACGCCUCAUUCAAGAUGCAACCGCUGCCAAGGCUAAACGAACACAGCCUCUUUCAAAGGCUCAAGCAUUUCUCAAUAACGGAAGCGACAAGAACAGCUCUGACAAGAACCCCUUUCGCCCAAGUGACCAGCUCACCAGCGAGGGGCUCUUUGGAAGCAAACCCAUCGCUGAGUUGCAUCCAUACACAACAGUCGUUUUCAUGGACAUGGUGGGAUUCACGGCUUGGAGCUCGGUACGCGAAGCAUCCCAAGUCUUUACGCUACUCGAAAUCCUCUAUAAUUCAUUCGACAACAUUGCCAAGCGGCGCCGAGUCUUCAAGGUGGAGACAGUGGGCGAUUGUUAUGUUGCUGUGUCAGGUGUUCCCGAACCUCGAAAGAAUCAUGCUGUCGUCAUUGCCAGGUUUGCGAAUGAUUGCAUCAAACGAAUGCAUCAGCUUUCGAGAGCCCUUGAAACAACUCUGGGCCCUGACACUGCCGACCUCGCUUUGAGGGUUGGUAUUCACAGCGGACAAGUCACUGCAGGUGUUCUGCGAGGUGAUAAAGGUCGCUUUCAGCUGUUUGGAGAUACUGUCAACAUGGCUGCUCGAAUGGAAUCAACCGGAGCCCAAAACAAGAUCCACUGUUCUGCAUACACUGCAGAGUUGAUUUCGGAAGCUGGUUUUGAAAAGUGGAUUGUCCCUCGUGAGGAAAAGAUCAACAUCAAAGGGAAGGGGCGUCUGCAGACAUAUUUUGUGCGAAUCAUCUCUGGCUCAAAGGCCUCCAAGGCGAGCGUAUCGGCUCCAACUCAGACCCCAGGAGCGCGUGAUACCACAGACCGUGAAGAUGCCAAAACGACGAGAUUGGUGAAUUGGAACUUGGAAGUCCUUAGCAAGCUCUUACGACGUGUCCUUGCAAGGCGACAUGCAAUGAACAAGCCUAGAUCAAAAGCUUCCAGCUUCUCGACUUCCGAAACGUCGCUGCAGGGGUGUGCACUUGAGACUGUCCAAGAGAUCAUCGCGCUUCCUGGGUUCAGCGAAGCCGCUAUUUCUCAGCAAGUGGACCCGGAUUCCAUCGUUCUCGACGACGUGGUGGUGGACCAAUUGCAGGGCCUGAUCACCAAGAUUUCUGCCAUGUACCGAAACAAUUCAUUCCAUUCCUUCGAACAUGCCUCCCACGUCCUGAUGAGUGUUGACAAGAUGAUGACACGUAUCCUUGCACCAAAGGAAAUUGUUUCAAAGAAGGCAGAGGUUGGAUGUGAUCUUCAAAGGGUCGAGGCAGAACUUCACACUGCUACCUUCGGUUUAACCUCAGAACCUAUGAUCCAAUUUGCCUGUGCCUACGCGGCGUUGAUUCAUGAUCUCGAUCAUCAAGGCGUUCCCAAUUCGACGCUGGUCACGGAGAAUGAUCCGCUUGCGGUCAAGUAUAACAACAAGAGCGUAGCCGAAAGGAACAGUCUGGAUUUGGCCUGGGAUCUCUUCCAUGAACCUGAGUACAAGGAUCUGCUCAACUGUAUCUGUGGUGAUGCGGAAGAGUAUCAGCGUUUCCGACACCUUGUUGUGAACAGUGUAAUGGCGACUGACAUUAUGGACAAGGAGCUUGGCGCUGCCCGCAAGAACCGUUGGAAUAAGGCAUUCAGCGAGGAGAAAGAAUCAGAAGAGGAGGACCAGAUGGCUGUCAACAGAAAGGCAACGAUUGUGAUUGAGCACUUGAUCCAGGCCAGCGACAUUUCCCACACGAUGCAGCACUGGCACGUUUACGUGAAGUGGAACGAGAGACUCUUCCAUGAGCUGUACAGAGCCUACAAGACUGGUCGAAUCGAAAAGGACCCAUCGGAAGGAUGGUAUCAGGGAGAACUUGGAUUCUUUGACUUUUACAUUAUCCCAUUGGCCAAAAAGCUGUUCACGUGUGGUGUUUUCGGUGUGUCUAGCGACGAAUUCCUGAACUACGCCAGAACAAACAGAGCUGAGUGGGAGCAAAAGGGGGAAGCUCUUGUUGAGCAGUAUUUGAUGAACUACAAACACAAGUUUGGUGACGACGUCCGUGUCCACGACGAUUGUGAGCAAUCACACGAGCAAGCGGAGAGACUGCCUGUUUCCAAUGGUGUCGACUGCUAGAACAUGUAGACAUUGCAUCCACCUAUUCCACAUACAUUUAUUUAUUUAUAUCAGAAUACAUUGCCUCCUCCAAGUCCAUAGAUUUUGUACAUGUGUCCCGAGAAGAAGCGUGGCUUUCGCUACAUGUAGCUAGUCUUCGCCGUCCCUAUUCAGAUCCUCCUGGAUCGUCCUCGUCCUCCUUUUGUUUGCCAUUGUCAUUGUCAAUACCAAGUGUGCGAGUCCAGUCCAAUAAUGCUCAAUAAGUGCGGGACGUAGAAAGCGGUAAAACGAGCGGUCUGAGUCGGAAGGAAUUUUUGUGCAGCAACCAAGCUAGCUAGCUAGGCCAAAGCGACAAGAAUACUACUGGUAGUACUCUGACACAUCGUAGCCGUGCCGUUCCUUCUCCAGUAGCUACCAGCUACCAGUAGACACCAUGGAUUCUGAACCUACUAGUGCUACCGGUACUACUGGCACUGGUACUCCUUGGGUGAUGGACCAGCCAUGGGAUGAGGACACUAGCACAUGGGUCACGACUGCUCCCAUCAUGAUGUGUGAAAGGAUGCCUCGAGAAGUCGUUGGAUCAGUUGAGGAGGAUGAGUAUGUUCUAGCAGUGAAGUGGAAACCUGAGAGUAACGCAUCUAGAGGUACGUAUUUCCGUUUGAAAGAAUCGGCAACAUUCCAUGCAGUAUAUCGUGGUCUAGAAAAUCGUUACCCAGAGGAUUUUCCAGGUCCCACCCUGAAAUUCAGAUCUUCUUCUGGUCGAGUGACAACCAUCCAAGGCAAUGAUAGUCUUGAGACUACUGGCAUCCUACCGGUACUGGAUGGCCCACAGGGAAUCCCUGAAGGUCACAUGCUGGUCUUCUAUGCAGUACCGGUACCGGUAAGGGAGGAAACGAAUCCAAGGCCAGUUCCAGAAAACAAUGGAGGCAACCCAGCGAAUGCUGGCAACGAUGAGACGCAGCUAGAGUAUGAUGAGUAUGGUGUCCCAUACUACAAUCCACGUUUCCACAUCAGAAUCGAGGAUGAUCCUGAUAUCCAAAUCAGGCGUUUCAGCCAGCUGUCUGAAGAAGACCGACUUUCAAUCAAUGCUGAAACUUUGGCCAAUGACGUGCGCUGCUUCAGGAAAUUGCACGAAUUUCACGCCA
This is a messenger RNA of Seminavis robusta, 5195 nucleotides long. The record is from the annotation of a GenBank genome assembly. Lineage: Eukaryota; Bacillariophyta; Bacillariophyceae; Naviculales; Naviculaceae.